This is a messenger RNA of Drosophila albomicans, 1081 nucleotides long. RefSeq names its product procathepsin L-like. The coding region runs from base 16 to 1023 and encodes 335 amino acids. Gene Ontology annotation, biological process: immune response. Gene Ontology annotation, molecular function: cysteine-type endopeptidase activity. The record is from RefSeq and is a predicted model, not a curated record. NCBI's taxonomy places the organism in Eukaryota, Metazoa, Arthropoda, Insecta, Diptera, Drosophilidae. Gene Ontology annotation, cellular component: lysosome. The transcript has a single exon.
UUGUGUAACUUCAACAUGAAGGCAGCAAUUUGCAUUUUGCUCUUCGUCCUCGUGGGAUACAUUCAGGCAAGGAUCACUUACGAUGACGUACUUGACGCGGAAUUUGAACUCUUCAAAGUGGAGCACAAGAAAAGCUACGAUAACGAAUACGAAGAACAACUGCGUCUGCAGAUCUUUAAGGACAAUAAGAAUCUAAUCGACAGACACAACAAGCGUUAUGCAGCAGGAGAGAAGACUUACAAGAUGGGUGUAAAUAAAUUCACUGAUUUGACUUCCAAGGAAUUCAAAAGGCUUAUGCUCACAAGUCUUAAUACAAAUCAUUCACAAGAAGGCUUCGACUAUAUUUAUAAUCCUUCUGCCAAGGAUAGCCUCCCAAGAAGCAUUGAUUGGCGUACUUCGGGCGCUGUAAACCCAAUUAAAGAUCAAGGCCGUUGUGGCUCUUGUUGGGCUUUCUCUGCUAUAGGCUCACUGGAAAGCCAUUACUUUAUACAGAAAGGAAAGAGUGUAUCCCUGUCCGAGCAAAAUUUGGUUGACUGCUCAAGAGGCUAUCCCUACAACAACAACGGCUGCUCAGGGGGAUUGCCAAUUAGCGCAUUGAAUUAUGUUAAGGAUAACGGUGGAAUUGAUACUGAAAGCUCUUAUCCGUAUGAAGGGAGAAACGACUAUUGCCAUUUCAAAAGGAACAACAUUGGAGCAGAAGUUUCGGCUGUUGUAAAAGUUGAAAGUGGAAAUGAAGAAGCAUUGGCAUCCGCCGUUGCCAAUAAGGGACCCAUCUCAGUAGGCGUCGACGCUUCCCUUUUUCAUCUUUAUGAGGGUGGCGUCUUCAAUGAACCGUUGUGCACUCAACAACUGAACCAUGGUGUAGUUGUCAUUGGCUACGGCACCGAUCCAGAUGAAGGAGAUUAUUGGCUGGUGAGGAACUCUUGGGGUGAGAAUUGGGGAGAAAAAGGAUACAUUCGCAUGGCUCGCAAUCGCAACAAUCAAUGCGGUAUAGCACUAUAUCCAGUUUAUCCGUUAGUGUAAAAGGCACUUUCGUAUUAUUUUCUUUGCAAAUCAGUAAUUAAGACGAAUGUAACUAAUA